AUGGUGGUUUGCAAAUGCCGCAAGGUAUUGUAAAGGCUCACUCCUUCCCCACCCGAAUCGAUCCGUAUCUAUUUUGGAGCUUCUCUGGCAGAGGAACGGGUGAAUUGGUUAUCAUUUGAGGGAUAAUUCUUUGGAACGGUUUUUUAUUUCAAUCGGAUCAUGAAGAGAAGGGAAGAAAAUCGAAUCCCGAGCUCUCGAAAUAUUGGUCAUCGUUGGUGAACGGAGGUGAUAGUGACGAACGGAUCCUUGCCGUUAGAUGAUAGAAUGUUCUUUUAGGCUGCCAAAGGAAAGGGGCAUGACAUCUUAAAACACGCGCUCAGAGAUUCCUGUGUGUAGGCUGGUAAUUGGACAGAGACCGGUGUGUUAUCGUAGCAAAGUCUGAUUUCGAUCAGGUUCUGGUAUAGAUAGAACCUGUAUUUUCCAGUGUUACGCCUUAGAUGACUGUCACAAUGGUAAAAUUACAUAAUGGGAAAGAUUUCCUUUUCAGACCGGAAAAAUUUGACCAUUGAGCUUCUGGGCUAAAAAGUGGCUCCCAUUAACUUUGAUAAUGAUAAUGGUUAUUCCACUUAACGGAAAGAGUUUUGGACUACGAAAUAACUUGGAUCCUCAUAUAUGAUUUCUCAUAGCUGUGUGUUAUGUUUGGUUUAGGUUAUAUUGUAGAGAUUUAUUUAUAUUUUCUUCUUCUGAUUUAUUAGAUGUCAUAUCAUGUGCUCGAUUUUUUUCGUUUUAUUAACUAAUUUGAAAUUUCGGCUUUUAGGCGACCAAGCUUUACUGCUUUGUGCACAAGGUUCCAGUCUGCGGCGAAUGCAUUUGCUUUCAAGAACACAAAUUAUGUGUGGUACCUGCCGAAACCUACUUGCAUUGAACGACUGUAUUUAAAUUAUCUUUUUUGCGUUGAUAUCAGCUGCAUCGGCUACAUCUCUUGAUAACUUUACGUGCUUCAAAACUAUUUGUAUUGGUGAAUCUAUUUACAAAUCUCACAAAGAUUCUUAAGUUCAUUACUGUCAGUGUUGGUUUCUAUGCAUCAGUAUUGUCUAUGCUUACGUACUUCAUUAAGUUCAUGCGGAGAAAAAAAUGAGAUUUCUAUGCUUAACCCAUAUUGUUCCUUGCAAUUGUUAUCAUCCAUUUAGUUUUAUUGCCAGUGUUGGUUUCUAAAGUACUAGCUUGGACAAACUAGGACAAUCUUUCGAGGACAAUUUGUGACAUUUUUUGGCUAAAAUCCUCAUGCUAUGUAGCAUUUUCUUAAACAAUUUAAGGAUGGGUUUUUUGGUUAUAUUUCCUCGGAGAGUUAUUCACAUUUUAAAACUCUCUAAGUGUUCUUAUGCAUGUAAGAAGCACUAAAUAUUGCAUCUCGUACAGCAUAUACAUCACUACCUGAUGAGGUGGUAACAGAACAUAUGGUGAUCCUUUAGAUGUAUUCAAAUAUGAAAUGCUGUCUUUUCUUGUAAGAAGAUUGUUUAAGGAGUGAUAUACUGACAGUCAUUAAGAUAAGACGUGAUUGUGUCGUGAGUAUCCCGAAUGAUAAUUGGAUAUGCUACCUGGAUUCAUGGAGGAAUAAACUAUGUUGAUUUGGUCCAACGUAAAUAGAUUGAAUAAAUGACUCAGAUAUUAAACAUUAGAAUCGUGAAAUUAGUGUGAGUCUUCAAAUCAGAUUAACUUGUAUGGCCGGAAGCCCAGCUCGUUUUUUGUCUGCAUCAAUGGGAUGGUAGCUGCCAGUCCAGCAAAAUGUGUUGGGUAAUUGCAGCCAAGGAUAGCUCAAUGUCUAUAUUAAUAGUACUACAUUGUUUCGUUAAGUGUCUAGCUCGCUAUUAAAUGUGAUGCUAGGUGAACCAAUCGAAACCAAGUCAAGGAAAGGAAAUAUCAAUCAUCUGUCAUGGACUCGAUAUAAGUUUCGUGAUUAUUAUUGGCGUGUAGGAUAUCUUCUAGGUUAAGGCAUGUAUUUGUUUCAAGGAGAAGACGAUUCCUGUGUGAACAGGUAAAAAACUUUGGCCUCAUGCACUUGGCCUUGACACUAGUCAUUCCCCAUCAGAUAGACCUAAAGGUUCAUUUUCAUUUAUCCUCGUUUUUUACAUUUUAGAGUCCGUAUAAAAUUAAAGAAAUAAAUAAGGAAAAGUAAGACUAACAUAAAAUCGUGUCCGUGGUUAAUGAUCGUUAUUGUCUUAAAAUUCAUGCCCUAAUCGUUCUGUUUUACCUGCGUUGUCUACUUUUAAGUCACAUUUUUCUGGAAGACACUUGAAUCUUCCGGCUGAAUUUGGGAAUCUUAUGAUGCAAGCAUUCAUCAUGUGAAAUUAUUACAGUCAGCAUUAAUAGGUGAUCUCCUUUGGACUGCUAUUCUUAAUGGCAUUUUUCUUUGAUUUCCCUUCAAACCGCUUUAGGUCCGGACCUACUCUGAAUGGGUAAUUGAUGGAGAGUAUGAUUGGCCUCCCACAUGCUCCAUGUGUCAUGAUGAUCUGGAAGCCGAAAAAGAUCCUCAAACUACUCGACUGGGUUGUUUGCGUACGUUUUUUAUUCAUAUAUGAUUCCAUAUUGUUGUUGGACAUGGACGAUUUGUGUUUCAAGAAUCUCAAUACUCUUUCUUAUUUCAGAUGUCAUCCAUACAAAAUGCCUGGUGUCUCAUAUUCAAACAUUCCCACCUCAGACUGCACCCGCUGAAUAUAUUUGCCCUGAAUGCUCUUCUCCUGUAAGUGCGAUAUUUGGAAGUUUAACAUUUGAUGUUUCCUUUUCAUACAGUCUUUUUACAAAACAUGCUCGACUGGUAUCCAUACUGUGCUUCACUGGAGCCUUUUUCAUGUGGAGGUUUUUUUUUUUAAAAUACAUCAGCUUAAAUCAAACUAUGAAAAAAGAAAUCUGGCUCCAUCAGUAUUAUGGAUAUUCUGCAAUAUACAAUAUUGUUAAGCGGAUAUAUUCUACAUCCCAUAGCAUAUUUUGUUUAUAAAAAGGAACCUGAAAUCUCACAACUGAUACCUAGUAACGAUUAUUUUGAGCGAGAGCUAAAUUUUCUGCGAAUUCCACCGAGAAAAACUCUACUUUGAUAAAGUCCUUAAAACUUCUAUCUGGCAUCUGUUGUGGCUAGGAUGAGAUGAAGGACCCCGAAACCACCAGGGCGAUUUAGGGAAGAAGAGCGUAGGAUUUACAAAGGCCCUCACAAUACCCCUGUAGGUGCCUAUGUCAUGGAGAAAAUUUAAAAUAUCACCUCAAAAUUUUCCCUGCAUUGAGUAAGAAUAGGAAAGUAUCACUAGUAGGCUCAUAGAGGUCCAUUUGAAUUUAAAGGCAGAAUAACUUCCUUGAUGGACCUGGAACAGUCCCUCCAUGUCACGUUAGAGGAGAAGCACGAAUAUUAUGGCACAAUCCGUGGAAAUGCCAUGUUAGGGAGUUGUCUGAAGGAAAAGUAAGAUAGCAGGAGCAGCUGGACAGCUAAACGGGCUAAAUCUGUAUGGUGUCCUUUACUGAUGAAAAGGAUUUAAAUGGUUCCCUUUUUACCUUAAAGAAGCUUCAACAAGGGAUGUAUAAACUUCUUUGUGGUGGGAGUGCAUAGGAAAGGGUACUAGCGCAGUGAUUCCACCAUCCUUCUUUUGAUGCUUGUUCUUUAGCCUUUGUGCUGUAGAGUGACCAUAACCUUCUUUGUGCUUGUUCUUAUUAACACUAGUGGAUUUUUUUUUAGGAUAAUAUAAGAGAAACCGAUCUCUGUAUUUCGAGGAAUGAGUGGAAAAGGGACUCCAAUGACUUUUUAUAAUAAUUUGGUAAAUGUCAGAGGGGAUUGCAUUCAAAUGCAUUAGUUCUCCGAUAUAUGACGUUUUGAUUCUCUUGUUACGUCAGUCUCUAAAAGAUUGUUGCUUAUUCCACCCGCCCAAUUGUAUCCAUAUUUUUCCUGCAGAAGGCUUUUUUGGUAAUUUUACCACUCUAAUGUCAUUUCAUCUGUUCAAACUCUAAUGUCGUUUCAUCUGACUGGUUAAAAUUGAUAAGAACUAGACAUUUUAAGAAAGAAAGUAGCCUGAUGUCUUGUGGUCUUGUCAUGAAUUGGUGCGUGUGCGUGGGAUCCCGUUUUUGAUAUUUUAAGUAUUUCAUUUCUGUAUUUUCUGGCUCACUUUUAAUGAAUUUUGGCUUUCAACAGAUAUGGCCACCUAAAAAUUUCAAAGACACCCAAUCCCUCCUCCACACGAAACUGAAGGAAGCAAUAAUUCAGGUAAUUUAUCAAUCCAUAUUUAUUUUUCACAUUUUUUUAAACAUGGUGAGAGACUCAUUCGAUAUUUUAUUUUCCCUUAUUUUUUUUGUCUGCAAGGAACGUGAAAAACACUGAUAUUAGUAUAAUGCCAAUACCAGAGUUUAGAAGGGUGCCCAAGGUGGUAUGAUCAAGAGUACCGCAUAUAUAUCUAAGUUACGAAUAUUAUAAGAUCACUGAUCUUUCAAAGAAAUAAAACCCACCAUGCAACUUCUAAAUAGUCUCAAGAACAUAGUGUAGACUAUGGUAAGGCUUUAAUACCCUGAAUAUCAAAGAAUAAGCUCCCUUUUAUUAUUAGGCAACUCUGGUUUGAUCCAAAGGUAGGAUGAGCCGCCAAAUUUUUUGAUCUUCUUUAAGUAUCCAUUGUCGAUCUCAGCUACUCCACGACUCCUCCAAUGUUUCAGGAAUACUCUCCUGAAUUUCUAGGCUGUUUAGAAGCCUAUGUCAAAUAUCCAGCGAAAGCAAGCACCCAAUAAAUAGGAGAAAGACUAUGGGGCAGAGACAAAAAGCGUAAUCAGAAAGGGAGAAAACAUCUGAAAACAAAACUGUUCAGCUACGAUAAGAAGGAUAGGAGGGGAGCUAUUUCCCUGGAAAGAAUAAUUAUGUCAAUGACAGAAAUGUCCCCUUUGACUUUUGUCACAAUUCUUUCAUUCAAGAUUUCCUGGAUCCUGACAAUGGCGACAAAAGCAUGGUCCAGACUUUGUGGGUGAUUCUCUAAAUGGAUGUCUAGCAUCUCAAAAUCUCUAUGCGAUGGUCAAACUUCCUUUUCAGGCUUUUUUAUUGCCUAUUUUGUGUGUAGUAAAUAAUUUUUCGUUCUUACUGCGUUUCAACUACAGAGUGGCUUGGAGAAAAAUAUAUUUGGAAAUCAUCUGGUCACAUUGCCCUCUGCUGAAUCCCGUUCCCCUCCUCCAGCAUUCGCAUCAGACCCACUCAUGCGUGUGUCCGCCUCUGAGGAACUGGAGAAAAAUGGUGAGAACUUCUUUGAUCCUACAGCCCAAAACAUCGAACUGAAGCACACACCCUUCCAUAAUUGGUAUAGGCCCGUCCAAACUCUCAGAGCCAGGCAUUGUGGAGAUUGAAGGCCCAGAUCCUCUGGGAAACCAGUUCGCACGAGAUCACCAGCCUAAUUUCAUCAAGCCCGCCAGUCCCGUUGUAAGUGGUAUCCUAAAGCUUAUUAACCUUCCCUAAUCAUUACUGGUGAUGUUUGAACGUUGAAGGCUGUUCUCUUUCAUGACAGAAAUAGAAAUAUAUAUAUAUCUAUAUAUAUAUAUAUAGAUGUUUAUGUAUAGCUUUAGUUUUUUCUUAUUAUUUCUGGCAUUCAAUGCUGCAGCCUGGUGCCACCACAAGAAAAGGUUCUUAUCAUGCGGACAGACAGAGCUCUGAAAUUUCAUACUAUGCCGAUGAUGAAGAUGGAAACCAGAAGAAGUACAGUCGAAGAGGUGAGUUUAUAUUCCUAUCAACCCUGAUCAUAUGAAAUGUUACGGCUAGAUAUUUCUGAACUUGCUAUUUAUCUGAGAAAAUGGUGGUCGGUGUACUCCGGUGAUUAUAUGAUUGCUUGAUCGAUCUAGUUGGUCAUUAGAAACCUUAGUACAUAUUUGUUUGGGUAACCUUUCAUUUUUUUUUUCCCAUCACCAAGCUUCAUUUACAUGUGAGUCACUGAUGGUGCCUGCUUUUGUGUUCAUAUAUUUCCAUUGACUUCCAUUUUCUAAUUUGGGUAAAAUAUCGUCAUUCUGGGAUUCAACCGAAGUUAUCUGAAACACAGCGAGAGAGAGAGAGAGAGAGAGAGAUGGACAAGGGGGUGUUGACUGCUUACUCUUUUACACAGGGCAACUCACCCUCUUUUGACUCUUCCAAUUAUAUAUAUAUAUAUAUAUAUUAAAAAAGAAGGAAAUACAUGACUUAAAUUAGCAUCUCUUGUGGAUAUUUUUCUCUCGGUUAUGCAUCAAAGUGGAAUCUGACUGCUCCGGUGUCUCAAUCAGGUCCCAUUCGCCACAAGUUCUUGAGGCUGUUGCUACCUUUCUGGUCAAACGCCCUCCCAACUCUUCCGGUGACUGCACCGCCACGUAAAGAUGGGCCUACCGCUGCCGACGACCUUCCCGAGGGGAGGUCACGGCAUCAGAGGUCCUCGAGGAUGGACCCCAGGAAGAUCCUGUUGACCAUCGCCAUCAUGUUUGCUCUCGCCGCAACCCCUCAUUUUAUCUCCUGUUGAUCUAGAUUUUUAAAUUAGAUUGCCAAUCAACCCUCUGUUUUUUUCCAUUUUUAGAUUGGAUUAUUAGAUUAAAUUGACCAUUUUUAGCAUUUUUUGCCAUUUUUCAACCCUCUGAUUUUUCCAACUUUGGCAAUGUCCGAUGUUGGUCAUCGUCGUCAUCAUCCACCAGCCCAAACUGGGUGGGGGAGCAAACAUCCCCAAUACUCGGAUCUUGAUUCCUCUGAUUUUUCCUUUUUUCUGUUUUUAGAACCUUUUUCAACGGUCAUUUCACAGCCUCACCUGGUGGGGGUGUUUCUGGCUUCCUCCUCAGGGCGUGCAUGGCGACCAUGGGGAUUCUCUACUACAGACUGGCCCAGAGCGCUCUCGGCGGAGAUCUCCCCAUAGACGAGCCCCAGUGA
Spirodela intermedia is the source of this 6826-nucleotide messenger RNA. The record is from the annotation of a GenBank genome assembly. Lineage: Eukaryota; Viridiplantae; Streptophyta; Magnoliopsida; Alismatales; Araceae.